UGCUGAAGCUGGCGUGCCAGCCGGACUGGGAGUUGAACUUGCAACUCGUGAACCAGAGGGACUGAAGAAGAGGCAAAGGAGCGCUUCUUCUCACCACUCCCAGCCUCAACCUUGGAGGAUGAGGCUCCUCGGGAAACUCCGCGCCUCGGCCGCCGGCAGCGCGGCUCUGGAGCCUGUCUUCUCCAACGUGCUCACCCCCGACCGCAUCCCCAAGUUCUGCAUUCCGCCGCGGCUGCCCGCGCCCUGCACGUCCGAGUCCCCGACGCCGGCCGCCACCUUGCCCCGGCGGUGCGCGGCGGAGCCGGACUUGUGGCACCGAGGAGCCGACGACGGGGCGGGGCGCACGGACUGGGACCCGCGUUCGCAGGCCGCCCUCUCGCUGCCGCACCUGCCCCGCGCGCGCACUGCCUACGGCUUCUGCGCGCUGCUCGAGAGCCCGCACACCCGCCGCAAGGAGUCGCUGUUCCUCGGGGGCCCGGGCGCCGCCGACCUCUUGACGGCGCCCCGCCCCCGGGCCCGCACCUACGGCGGCGGCGGCGGCGUUGUUGGAGGCAGGAACGCCCCCCUCCCGCCCCCAGGAGGAUCCCCGGACGCCUCCGCGGAGGCUCGCGGCAAACCCCGCCCGCCCCGGGACGAGCUCGCCCGGAGGCCCAGCGGCCGUCGCUUCCUGCGCGCCUCCGAGGGGCUGCUGCGCCGCGCGCUGUGGGCCCGGAGGAGCUGCAGCCUGGCCCGCGCGCGCUCCGUCUCCAGCGGGGACGAGGACGACAACGAGGACGACAACGAGGACGACGAGCGCCGCACCGACUCUGAGCCCCCGAUCCCGGCCCUCACUGCGUCCCCUCCGUCGCCCCCCGGCCCGCGGCCCGAGCGCCUGGAGGCCGAGGGCACCGUGGCUCUGGGCCGCGCCGGCGGCGCCCUGCGCCUGGCCGCCGAGUACAGUCGGGCCGGCGGGCGCCUCCGCGUCCGGCUGCUCCCCGCCGAGGGCCCGGCCGGAGGGGCCGCCGAGCUCCGCGCCCCCGUCGGCUGCCGCGUCAGCUUCGUCUUGCAGCCGCCGGGCCAGACGCGCCGGCCGCGCGGCGCCGUGGUCCGGCGGAGCCGCCGCGCCGUCUUGGAGCAGGACUUGUGCUUGGACGGGCUGACGGAGGACGAGGUGCGCCGCCUGGCCGUGCGCGUCAAGGCCGAGAACCGGGGCCGCCUGCUGGGCCGCGGCGAGCUGCUGCUGGGCCCCCUCCUGCCCCUCUGAGGGCGCGCCUGCGCCUGGGGCCUCCCGGACACUGACGGCCGCUUUGUACAAAAUAAAUGUUAUUUAUUCAUUUUUCUAA
Molecule: messenger RNA, 1322 nt
Organism: Camelus dromedarius (Arabian camel)
Lineage: Eukaryota; Metazoa; Chordata; Mammalia; Artiodactyla; Camelidae
Product: C2 calcium-dependent domain-containing protein 4A-like
Exons: 2
Coding region: 119-1243 (374 amino acids)
Source: RefSeq, a predicted model, not a curated record